AUGGCAUUACUGGAAGCUUUAACACAACAAUCCCCACCAGCAACCGAUACAACCUCUAUUACGGGCAGCGAUGGGAUUACCCCAGAAAACAAGGGAUUCAUGAGCAACUUUACCGGCAACCCCUUAUUCUCUGCUGGGUUUGGGUUAAUAGCUGUCGGUGCCGCACUUUCAGUAUUUAAAAAAGGAACAACAGUAGGAGCCAGUGUAUUGAGAAGAAAAAUGCUGGUCACAUUAGAGAUUCCUUCCAAAGAUAAAUCAUACCUGUGGUUUUUACAAUGGAUGUCUCAUCAUGCACCGAAACGUCAAGUAAACCACCUGGCGGUCGAGACGAGCUUUAAACAACAUGACAAUGGUAGUGUCAGCACCAAGUUUGGACUUGUGCCUGGACCAGGUACACAUUAUUUUAAGUGGAAGAAUAUCUGGAUGCAAGUAGAGCGUCAAAGAGAUGGUAAAAUGAUGGAUUUAACAACUGGAUCGCCCUGGGAAACAAUUACGAUUACAACACUGAGUAGAGAUAGAAACGUAUUUAAGGAUUUGUUGCAUGAAGCCCAGGAAAUGGCUCUUAAAAAACAAGAAGGAAAGACAGUGCUUUACACAUCAUAUGGUCCUGAAUGGAGACCCUUUGGUAUGCCUAGAAAAAGACGUAUGCUUGAUUCAGUCAUUUUGGAUAACGGUAUUACAGAAAGGAUUGUGAAUGAUGUCAAGGCAUUUAUUGGAAAUGGAAAAUGGUAUAAUGAACGAGGUAUUCCUUAUAGACGAGGAUAUCUUUUAUAUGGACCACCUGGGUCAGGAAAGAGUAGUUUUAUCCAAGCUUUAGCAGGUGAACUUGAAUAUAAUAUUUGCAUUCUCAACUUAUCCGAACGUGGACUCACAGAUGACAGAUUAAACCACUUGUUAAGUAAUGUACCUGAGCGUAGUAUUAUGCUUUUAGAGGAUAUCGACGCAGCUUUUACAAAGAGAAGUCAGUCGGAUAACCAAGGUUAUCAAUCCAUGAUUACAUUCAGCGGUCUUUUGAAUUCCUUGGAUGGUGUAGCGUCAGCGGAAGAAAGAAUUAUUUUCUUGACAACAAACCAUGUAGAGCAGUUAGAUCCAGCAUUAAUUAGACCAGGUCGUGUUGAUCUAAAGGAGUAUCUUGGUAAUGCAACAGAUCACCAAAUCAGAAAUAUGUUCCUUAGAUUUUAUGAUGAUGAAAAGCUGGCUGAUGAGUUUGUUAAAAAGAUAAGCGGUAAGGAGAUCAGUACCGCUAGUUUGCAAGGUCAUUUUGUAUACUACAAAGAUAGACCAAAUGAAGCCAUUGAUCAGGCUGAAUCUUUGUGGAAUCAAUUGUAG
Molecule: messenger RNA, 1329 nt
Organism: Mucor mucedo
Lineage: Eukaryota; Fungi; Mucoromycota; Mucoromycetes; Mucorales; Mucoraceae
Product: BCS1 N terminal-domain-containing protein
Exons: 2
Coding region: 1-1329 (442 amino acids)
Biological process (GO): mitochondrial respiratory chain complex III assembly; protein insertion into mitochondrial inner membrane from matrix
Cellular component (GO): mitochondrial inner membrane
Molecular function (GO): ATP hydrolysis activity; ATP binding
Source: RefSeq, a predicted model, not a curated record